Nannospalax galili (Upper Galilee mountains blind mole rat) is the source of this 1215-nucleotide messenger RNA. It is a transcript of the gene Ldah, whose product is annotated as lipid droplet associated hydrolase. Gene Ontology annotation, cellular component: lipid droplet. The transcript has 8 exons. Gene Ontology annotation, biological process: lipid storage. NCBI's taxonomy places the organism in Eukaryota, Metazoa, Chordata, Mammalia, Rodentia, Spalacidae. Gene Ontology annotation, molecular function: lipase activity. The record is from RefSeq and is a predicted model, not a curated record. The coding region runs from base 198 to 1175 and encodes 325 amino acids.
GCGGGAUUUCCGGUCCUGGUGACGCCUUGCUAGGACGUCUCCUGACAGCUCGGUGUGUCUUGCCGGCAGACAGGAUUGCUUAUCGCUGAGGCUGAGGCUGAAGGUGGAGAUAUCACUCUGAAACAGAAUAUAAUUGCAAUCCAUUCUUCACUGAUAAUUUGACUCUUGCAGAACUGAAUUACCUUGAAUUCUCAGAAAUGGACUCAGAAAUCCAGGAAGAAAUCCCUGUGCAUGAGGAAUUCAUUAUGUGUGGUGGAGUUGAAACCCAGGUUGUGAAAUGUGGGCCCUGGACUAACCUCUUAGAUGAGCCAAGUGUCAGCAGACCAAAGCUGCUUGUUUUCAUUAUUCCUGGUAACCCAGGUUUUUCUGCCUUUUAUGUGCCCUUUGCAAAGGCUUUGCACUCUUUGACAAACAGACGCUUUCCAGUUUGGGCAGUCACUCAUGCUGGAUUUGCCUUGCUCCCAAAAGACAAGAAGAUUCUUAAAACAGCAGAGGAUUCAAGUGCCCAAGAAAUUAAGGACAUCUAUGGACUGAGUGGUCAAAUAGAACACAAAAUAGCUUUCCUGAGAACUCAUGUACCAAAGGACAUGAAGCUUAUACUCAUUGGUCAUUCAAUAGGCUGUUAUAUUGCUCUCCAGAUCUUGAAGCGUGCCCCUGACCUCCAGGUUGUUCACGCCUUUCUGCUGUUCCCAACGAUUGAGCGAUUGUCUGAGUCACCCAAAGGCAGGAUUGCCACUCCACUUUUCUGCUGGUUUCGAUACGUGCUCUAUGCCACCAGCUACUUAGUAUUUAAACCAUGUCCUGAAAUAAUCAAGUCCUUCCUAGUCCGAAUAAUUCUUCAAAGAAUGAACAUUAAGAGUGAAUUUUCUUUGGUGGAUCUUGUUCAACCAUUCUGCCUUGCUAAUGCUGCCUACCUUGGAGGCCAAGAAAUGAUGCAAGUGGUGAAGAGAGAUGACGAGGUCAUAAAGGAACAUUUACCUAAGCUGACAUUUUACUAUGGUAAAACAGAUGGCUGGUGUCCAGUAAAGUACUAUGAAGACAUCAAGAAAGACUUUCCAGAAGGAGAUAUCCGACUCUGUGAGAAGGGAAUACCUCAUGCUUUUGUCCUCCAUUUUAGUCAGGAAGUGGCCUGUGUAGUUGCCGACUGGCUAAAUAAUAAUCUGUCCAAAAUAUAAACAGUGGUCCAGGAAAAAAAAAAAAAAACCCUACAAACAC